Molecule: messenger RNA, 1689 nt
Organism: Meloidogyne enterolobii
Lineage: Eukaryota; Metazoa; Nematoda; Chromadorea; Rhabditida; Meloidogynidae
Source: the annotation of a GenBank genome assembly
AAUAAAAUGCUUGACAGCCUAGAGGGCUGUGUCAAUGACUGCCUAUUAGUAGAAGGAAUAGAUACAAAAAUUGAAAAUCAUCAAAAUUCUAAUCAAAAUAAUUUAAACAAAUUAAAAAGGAAAAGAGAAGAAAAAUGUGAAGAAGGGGAAAAGGAAGAAGAAGAAUUAAUUAAAGAAAAUAAUUCAUUUUUGGCCGAUCCAUUUCUCGCACUUCAAAAUGACCUUGACGACGUAAGCGAAGUAAUCAAACACAAUUUAAUAUCCGAAGAAUUUCUUAUCGUCAACAAUAACCCAACAAAUAAUAAUCUACAAAAUUCUCCUCAAAAUAUUAAUGUAAGACCCAAAAGUUUGGAAAGAGAAGACAAUUAUAUUGAAACUGUUAAUUUAAAUUCUGAUUCAAACAAAGAAAGGUCAAUUCAUCAAAUUGUUAAUUUAUUACAACAACCAGAAAAAAGACAACAUCCACAAUUACUACGCCAAACAGUCUCUUUCGACGACCAUCUUGGAUUUCUUUCUCCGUUCUCUACCGACUCAAGAAAUACAUUAUAUGAUAAAAGUUUAAUAGGAUUUGAUCAAUUUGACGAUCCAAUGAUUGGAGGGAAUAAUUAUGGUGAAGAAGAAUGUGGAAAUAAUUUAAAUUUAUGCCCUCCUUUAAUGACUACAGAAAAUGUUCCUUUGAAUUUUCCCCAACAAACUAAUGAAUUAAUUAAAAAUGUAAAUUCUGAAGCUGAAAAACAGACAGGAUACAUUCAAGAACACGAAGGCAUCACAAUUAUGGACCACCCAGAACAAAAAGAACUUCAAGAAAAAACGUUCUGGCAAUUAAGUACUAAUCAGCAAUUAAGUAGUGUAAACGACUCCCCACCUCCACUCCCCCCAAUUUCAACAAAAUUACCAAACAAAAAUAAUUCUUUAUUAACUAAUGAAGAAAGGACAGUCAAGCAGGAAUUAUCAGCUUCUAAUACGGAUGAAAUACAAAAUUAUAAUAAUACUGGGGAAGCUGCUAUAUUAGCUAAACAGGAGUUCCUUCAAUUAUUGUUGCAAAUAACGCCGGAAGAGCUUGAACACUUGAGAGCCAGAAAAGCCCUGCAAGUUCAAUCUAUCCAACAACAACCUCAUAACCACCAACAAUUUAAUUACAACAAUACAUCCACCGUUCAAUCCUCCCAACCUAUAUUCAUCCAAACAGGACAACAACCCCAACAACUUCAAUACAAUCAAAAUCCUUCCAUUUAUACUCAACAGCAACAAAGUAGUCCCCCUUUGGAUCCACUUCCUCCCCUAGUACCUUAUCAAAUUGAUUAUGGGAUUACUCAAUCUAUUAAUACGAUUAGUAAUCCGAUGGGGCAUUAUGGAGUUCAACAGAUAGCCCAACAACAACACCAACAAAUGGCCCAACCCUCAUAUUUUUACUCAUCUCCUUCCAGUGGUUGUUCCGCUGGCACUUUACUAUCACCACUAAGCAAUGGAGGAGUGUGUGGUUACCCUAGUGUUGCUACUUCUGAUUUUUUGGAAGAAUCAGAUUCCCAAAUAGAUCAAGAUUAUUGGGGAGAAGGAGAAAUGGCUGAAGGCGCUGAAAUGAAUUCGACAGCUUAUAAGAAUGACCAGUUGGUUAUGGACAGUGAAGAGGGUAAUACAGGUCAUCGUGAACGUCAAGGCCGGAGGAAAUGCAUGUUUAAUAUUAUUUAA